UAGAAUGAUUGGGUGUAAACAUGGUCUUAAUGAAACUUCGGAAAAUGUGGACUGUGUACUAUUAAAUACAUUUAUUGCUAACAGAUUAUUUCGAACAAUAAGGCAGGUUAUAUAGAUCUAGAGCAGAGGAUCAGUCUACUUGCAGUGUGGUCAUUUUAGUUUGAAAGAGUACUUUAUUAUUCUGUUUUGAUUUAAAAUUAAAAUCUUGAAGCAGUUUAAGACAUUUGGAUUAUUAAUUAUCUCUAACGUCUACUUUAACACCUGCUCCGCACCAAACAACGCUUGUUGAAUUUAGUGCUGCUUUUCAUAAUUUUAUUUGUAGUCGCCAAAAAAAUAUAUCCUCAAAAAUUAUAGAACUCAAAACUAGUCGACCCGUAAAAAAAAUACGUUUCAAAAUAAAUUUCUAUCAGAAAUCCUUUCAUUUUUGUGAUGCGUAGCUCAGUAAGAAAUGAAUAAUUGUGUCAUAAAUAGAAUCUGUAUUACCGUGACAUGUUGGAAGAAUACAAGAACCAAAUAAGAUAGCACUACAACAACAUACAAUUGAUAAAUAGUUAUACAAUGGUUUGGAUACUUCGGAUAACUCUUGUUUUACUGACAACUUCUCAAGUGCAAGGUCUUUGUGAUUUGAACGUAGACAGUCAGCCAAUCAAACAUUCCAAUUGGAUCGGUACUAUUGAGAGCCCAGGCUAUACCUCUAAUAUCUACCCGGAUAAUCAGGAUUGCUAUUGGACUGUACAACUACCUAGUACCACAAAAGUCAAGAUAACCUUUGAGACUUUUGAUAUUAACCAAGGAAAAUGUGAAGACUUCUUGCAGAUUAACGAUUCAUCAGGAUUCUUCUUUUCUAAAUGUGGAUCUUUGGAAUCUAAUUUCCAGCUUAUUUAUGAUCCACCAGUCAAAAUUUACUUUCAUUCCGACGAAUCAGGGACGUCCCGUGGAUUUAAGCUUCGUUAUGAAGGUGUUUGUGACGAUGAGAUACACAGCAACGUAACUCUUGUGCCACCUUAUCAUCCACAAAUGCCUCCCACUGAUGUGACCUGUGUCUGGAAGUUGGGUCAUCCCAAACAAGUGAUUGUCGUGAAACUCGUGGCAGAUGUAGUCAUUAAUGUGACACCCUCGCCCUCAACUUGCGGGCUAUCUCCUCUAAAGGUAAUCUCCAAUGCGAGAACUCAUGGAGAGAAAAACUUAUGCACCAUGACAUCUGAUGACAACAUCUUUGUUGGUAAUGUCACCUUAAUGUGUUCACUGAAUGCCAAGUCUAAACAAGACCUAUGGAUUGGAAAAAUUGAAGUCUACAUACUGGACAUCACACCUGAUGCAGUUUGUAAAGAAGAGAAAGAUAACUUCAUGGGAAGUCAAAUGACCUGGUUUACUACUAUUGCAGACAAAGUGGAUGAACAGCAAUGCCCUUAUAAUACAGAAGGUCGAGCCAAGCGACAUUGUAUUGCGGAGAGGGAUUCUCCAACUGGUGGAUUGUGGACUAGACCAGACCUCUCUCAUUGUUCACACGUUGAAAUGAGAGAUAUAGCUCAACAAAUCAUGUCUGUUAUUUCGAAGAGUGACAACCAACAAAACAUUGUGGAUGUUAUAAAUCGUUUAAGAACUUUUACCAGCCUUGAUGCAGUAGAAAGCCAAGAGACUUUUCCCCUGUAUCCCGGUGACCUUCUGGAAGCUGCCAAACAGCUCACUCUGAUAAAGGACGCUGCUUUGAACACACGUGCGAUACAUUCCAAUUUAGCAGUGAAAUUAAUUGAGCUUUUCAUCAAAACUGAAGACAAUAUUUUAGACCCGAAAGCGUUGGACAUCCUACAAAAUGCUCAAUCUAAACUGGUGGAAUCUAUGGUGAGUGAAGCUGUCAUCUCAACUGAAGACUUCUUGGUUAAAAUGUUCAGAAAACUUAAUUCUACUUCACUGGAAGAACUGGGACGUUCACUAUUGAGUCUCGGUGCCAGAAACAUUGAUAUCAAUGUUAAACAGUUUAACUCUAACCUAAACUUACUACAUACGACUGGAUCAGGGUCACUUCUGCUACCUUUCUCUACUUUUCAAGGACGAAAGACUGCAAGAGGUGAUUGGCCUUAUGUCUAUUUGGCAAGGUUUUCAUCGGUACAUCGACAUUACGCAUUGAAAGAAAGCAGAUAUCACAAAGUCCCUGAAACACCAAGAUUAAUCAUCAGUGAUGUCUUCUCAGCUGAAUUCAUUGAUGAUAUUGGUCUAGCGAUGGAAAACUUUGUAGACCCGGUCAUUAUAACAUUUCUACUAAAAGAAAACUUCAAUGAUUCAAAAUAUAUUCGCUGUGUUUUCAUGAACAGAUCUGCCAAAUCUGCUGAAUACCGAUGGCUGACCUCUGGAUGCCAUCUGAAAUCUCACAAUACUACACAUGUGGUGUGCCACUGCAAUCACUUGACCAGCUUUGCUGUCCUGAUGGAUAUAUACCAAAGUCAGGACUCAUUAGCUGAGGUUCAUGAACAAGUAUUGAGUCAUAUCUCUUACGUAGGAAGUGGACUUUCUGUAGUUUCUUGUUUGGCUUUCAUUAUCGUCAUACAAUGGUUCAGGAUCGCCAAUGAUAAAGUUCGCAUCCACCAACAGCUCGCAGUGUCAGUGAUCGUGACUCAGAUUCUGUUUCUGAUCAUGAGUCAAAUCGGUACACAUCUAGGAACACCUUUCUGGGCUUGUUAUAGCAUAGCAGGUCUGCUGCAUUAUGCCGUGAUAGCAAUGUUCUGUUGGAUGUUGGUGGAGGGCUUUCAUCUAUAUGUCAAGCUAGUCUGGGUCUUCAAGGUCGGAUCCUAUCUGAAGAAAUAUCUGGCUGUGUCUUGGGGGUUUCCUUUAGUUGUCAUCGUGAUCUCAAUGUCCGUGUAUGGAAAUCAAUAUAAACAUAACAAACUAUGUUGGCUUCAUCACGAUGUGACAUUGAUUUGCCUUGUUCCUGUCGUCUCCUUUGUUAUUUUGAUGAACUCUGUUAUUCUAAUUAUCGUUCUUUGUGUUAUGAUUAAGUCUAAAAAUAACCUCAAAGACAAGAAACAAGGUUUAAAGAAAAUGAGCAACAUUAAAUUAAGUCUAAAGGCUUCCUUGAUCUUACUGCCUCUGCUGGGAUUGACCUGGGUUCUUGGCUUCUUUGCGGUUGGCUCUAAUGGCUCGGAGAUGAUGAUGUACAUAGUCACCUAUAUGUUCACAGCAGUCAAUAGUUGCCAGGGUCUGCUGUUCUUUAUUUUUCAUGGACUGCUCAAUUUAGAGAUACAAGCUGCAUUCAAAAGACGUUAUAUUAAGAAAAAGAGUGAGUCUAUGAAUGAGUCAACCGAGUCCAGAAUGAGGAAGCUUUCUUUUAUUGAUCCGGAUUAUGAUUCAACAAGGAACAGAAACUCGCCAACUUUUAACAUGCAUUCAUUACAAGCUACUCAAGUGAUUGAGUGCAACACUGUGGACUAGUCUACUACUUGACAAGCUACUCAAGUGAUUGAGUGCAACACUGUGGACUAGUCUACUACUUGACAAGCUACUCAAGUGAUUAAGUGCAACACUGUGGACUAGUCUACUACUUGACAAGCUACUCAAGUGAUUGAGUGCAACACUGUGGACUAGUCUACUACUUGACAAGCUACUCAAGUGAUUGAGUGCAACACUGUGGACUAGUCUACUACUUGACAAGCUACUCAAGUGAUUGAGUGCAACACUGUGGACUAGUCUACUACUUGACAAGCUCGUGGGCUACUUCUUAUAAAUUAAUGUACUAUUAAUUUACCCAAAUGUAUGUUCUACUAGACAUGAUCAUGUUUUAGUAUUAAAUUAGCUUGUGUUUGAUUUCUACAAAUAGUUUGUUGUAAAGAAAAAGAAAUUUUUGUCUUUACAAUUGAUUUUGUUUUCUGGUCAUCACAAGUUGUAUUAACAUAUUGAUAAAACAAUAUUU
Biomphalaria glabrata is the source of this 3904-nucleotide messenger RNA. RefSeq names its product adhesion G-protein coupled receptor D1-like. The coding region runs from base 559 to 3426 and encodes 955 amino acids. The record is from RefSeq and is a predicted model, not a curated record. The transcript has 24 exons. Gene Ontology annotation, molecular function: G protein-coupled receptor activity. NCBI's taxonomy places the organism in Eukaryota, Metazoa, Mollusca, Gastropoda, Planorbidae. Gene Ontology annotation, biological process: cell surface receptor signaling pathway; adenylate cyclase-activating G protein-coupled receptor signaling pathway. Gene Ontology annotation, cellular component: membrane.